UGCACCUGUAUUAAAUAUGUAGGUGAUUGUACAAACCGCCAUAUGGAUGAGGUUGGUUGGGACCAGGUUGUUCCAGACUUCACCGGCUCACUUGUGCUCAUCGGUCACCGGUGUGGGUGGCUUUACCCCGCCGAUUGCGGUCCACUAAGUUAUGAGUUGGCUGUGGGGGUGGUGGCUCGAAGAGUCGAGGGUGAGAGGUGGCUAUCAUCAACCACUCUGUUGACCAACCAGAUGGAACUCGACAAGCUAAGCACUCAAGACUUGAACAGCUUAUUCGAACUGGGCUGCUUCUUCAUCCUCAACGACCUCCCCACAGGAACUCAGUUCACCAUCGAUGGCUCCACCUGGCUAACUGGCUCACUCUUUCAAGGAAUCAAACUAAUCCCGCCUGGCUUUCAUAUCAUCACCAUCAGUCCUGCGCCAAUCAAACCAUCGCGAAACAAGCUGGGAUCCGAGCAGACAUUCAACUCGCCCGGGAUAGGAUACCAAGUCAGGAAGGGACUCAUCAGGUUCUUCAAGCCACAGGAGAAACUGAUCAGGUACUUCGAUUCGAAUCUCGAAGACUUCAAGGCAAAUCAUCAUUCGACCGAACAGACAAUCACUUCCAUUGAUUACAUGAAAACCAUCGACUCCAAAUUAGCACCAUAUCCGAUCAAGGAUUACGAUCGAUGGAAGGCAUUGACCAGUCGUAUCACAGCCGAGCAAGUCUCAAGGAUCAUCGGCUUCGAUAAUCAAGAGGAUGGUCUUCUAGACAGUCUCAUCUUGAACAAUGUCAGCCUAUCAUCACAUCCACCCCCACCACUCUCGGGAAGUAUACCUAAUCGAACUCAAUGGGGAAAACCUAGACUUGGGAAUGAUCAACUACAAGUCCAACCCCUAUCUCAAUCCCAAGAACGGACAACCUUUUGGCCUUUCAUCGAUCUCAAGAGGUCGUGGCCUAAGGAUGCUAUCGGUCCUGAACUCACAAAAUGGAGUCGCGAUAAGAGCUGGCUAUUCGAUCAUCUUAUGCAUCAUCAAUUCAAUAGGGAUCCUGAAGAGGUCUUGGGAUUACUCCAGCUAUCAUUCAUAACGUUCAUAGAGAUUCAAUCGAUCCAGUCCUUCGAAUUCUACCAAAGCCUAAUGAACUUAAUCGUCAAGUCAAACCUCUCGGAACUUACGGAGCUCAAUAAACGAAGAUCGGAUGAUCAACGAGAGAAGAUAGAUUAUCUGAGUCUGAAUCUAGAGAUCACCAAAGUGUUUAGCGUCCAAUUGAAGUACCUGAGGUCGAAUUUCUUCUCGGAAUGGAUGGAAGACUUCCAAAUCGAGAAUUGGUUCUUUGGCGUUGUCGAUCGGUUCCGAAUGAAUCUGAACUACAUCAUCAGUUUAACGAUCAAGGAACGAUUUGCGACCGCUCAUAAGACAGAAAAUGAUGUGGAUGAUGAGGAGCGAAGGCAGCGACGGAAUGGAGAAGUUCGGAGGAGCUUGGAAGGAAUCGAUUGGCCGGGGAUUCAGACAGACUGUAAACGGUUUGAUUGGAACGUCAAAGAUCUGAAGAUCCCUAUCAGCCGACUUGACGACCACCUCCAUCCUGCUCAAAUUCAAGAUCUGUCGAUUGAAGAUGACGACGAGGAGGAUGAGGAGGAGGAGGAUGAACUAAGUGAGGAUGAAGAAGAGGAAUUCAAACCGGUGGUCGUCACUACAUAUCCUUCUCAGGCAUAAUCUUACCAUUAACCGCUUCCAUAAAUCCAUAUAUAAGCACUUUUGCCGUUACUUUUCUAUGCUGGCGUAGAUCUCACACUUAAUUCACGAGGUACACAUCUAGCUCUACACGAAGAACAAAGAUGCACCCUCACUUAUUUAUCUGAGUCCACCCCCCCCUUUUUUUUUAAUCGUUAUUGUUUGAUCGCGUUUGGAUCGUCUUGCUCUUAAUAAACUGUUCAAUUUCUCACAGCAGCAAUCUAAUGAUUACCCCGCCUGUUCGUAACUAUUGAUCUGCUGUUUUGAACACAACGUACAGUCAAUAUGACGUCUAGGUCGUAUUUUGACCCAGUGGAAAAUU
Messenger RNA from Puccinia graminis f. sp. tritici CRL 75-36-700-3, 2038 nucleotides. RefSeq lists its product as uncharacterized. The record is from RefSeq and is a predicted model, not a curated record. The transcript is spliced from 3 exons. Gene Ontology annotation, biological process: spliceosomal tri-snRNP complex assembly. The coding region runs from base 43 to 1698 and encodes 551 amino acids. Lineage: Eukaryota; Fungi; Basidiomycota; Pucciniomycetes; Pucciniales; Pucciniaceae.